Nelumbo nucifera (sacred lotus) is the source of this 560-nucleotide messenger RNA. Its product is annotated as UvrABC system C protein. The record is from RefSeq and is a predicted model, not a curated record. Lineage: Eukaryota; Viridiplantae; Streptophyta; Magnoliopsida; Proteales; Nelumbonaceae.
GAUCUCGUUAGCAUUUCCCUAUAAAAGCGGAUGCCACCCGCAGCGCGUCAAGGGUUCUAGGGUUUUUUUCUUCCCUGAACUGAAAUCGCGUUUUGCACUCUCCUGGAGAGGAAUUUAAGGAUCAUGGCAGGUGGAAAUUUCAUGCACAGGGUGAUUUCUUACGUUGCUAAUGAGUUAAUCGUCAAUGGUCUAGCAAACAGCCCUGCUUUUCAGAGGUUUGCAGUGAGGACGUCCAAGAGAAUAGAGGACAUUUCUAAUAUGGCUGCACAGAAGAGGCAAGUACUUAAAGAGCAGUUGCAGGACUUAUCCAAGAAUCUCGAGUCUAACAAAAACCAGUGAUGAAUCAUACCUAAUUCGAGUUAACAUGCAGCAGUGUCUCCUUGUGAACUACUGAUCCGAAUGGUGCCCCAGUGUAUAUAUACUUGUGUUUUCUUUCUCGUGUAAUGUGAUAAUUAACAACAAAUUUCCCUAUUUUGGGUACAAAGGUUACAUCACGCAAGCUCUUUAAAUGCAUUAAUUUUAUUAGUAAUAAAAACCAGCAUAUAUUUCCUUUUCCUGUA